Messenger RNA from Schizosaccharomyces osmophilus, 795 nucleotides. RefSeq names its product autophagy associated protein Atg5 (gene atg5). Lineage: Eukaryota; Fungi; Ascomycota; Schizosaccharomycetes; Schizosaccharomycetales; Schizosaccharomycetaceae. Gene Ontology annotation, cellular component: cytoplasm; phagophore assembly site membrane; Atg12-Atg5-Atg16 complex. The record is from RefSeq and is a predicted model, not a curated record. The transcript has 4 exons. The coding region runs from base 1 to 795 and encodes 264 amino acids. Gene Ontology annotation, biological process: autophagosome assembly; nucleophagy; autophagy of mitochondrion.
AUGAAACAACAAAGAGAUUCAAUACCUGAACUAGUUUGGAAUGGAAACAUUAGUGUCGAAGUACACCAAAAGGAAAAUUCUCUAACUUACCUGGCGAAUCUUCCUAGGCAUUCUUAUUUUGCCCAAAUUCUUGAGGACUUGAAGCAGCUAUUUGCACCAAAGGCUGCUUUGGAAGAAUGCUGGCUAAGUUCAGGGAAAGCAUCUAUCAAAUGGCACUGGCCUGUAGGUGUACUUUACGAUCUACUUUCGCUUAAAGACCCAGAAUCUACUACCGCCCUUCCUGUUUUAUGGCACCUUGAUUUUCAUGUUGGGUCCUUUCCAAGCUCCUUGGUUGUCCCCAUGGGAAGCAUGGAAACAUUUCGUUCUUGUUUUUUUAAUGCACUGAAAGAGUCUGAUUAUGUUCGAAAUGGAAGCUCAUCCCUCGUAAUUGCUCUUUCUAAACCAGAGACAGAUUCAUACUGGAAUUCGUUACUGAACCACGACUUUUAUGACUAUCGACCAAUUGCUACGAAGUUAUUUGCAAGCAAAUCUAGAAUUAUUCCUUUAAAAUUUUAUCUCGGUGCAGAUGCUCCUAUUGUCCAAACGUCCGCUUCUCUUGGCUACACGUUAGGUCAUGUUUUGCACAAGCAAUUACCUGAAUUCUUCCCUUCCGAUGUGUCUUGUUCAUUAUUAAAGCCUGUUUUACAGGGCAUCGUCCUACCAUUAAGCAUUAGCACGGAUUUAAUGAACCGGGAUUUCUGUUACCCUGACGGUUUUCUUCAUAUAGUCUUAAUACCUAUUUCAAUUCAAGGAUGA